GGUGCCUCCGGCAUGGGUGUCUCCAAAGUUUGAGGCCGCCGGGGCUCAUUCUCUGCAGAUGGAACUCCGCUUCUUGAGGCCUUCGGAUGUGCAAGCAGACCAAGACCAGGACUCCAUGGCCGCACGCGGGGACUGCGCUCUUGCGCUUCGCGGCGAUCCGGGCCUUUUUCUCGUUUGUCGGCUCUUUGUAGGCUCAGCAUUUGGGCAGAUCGAGCACACCUUCCAAGACGAGACAACGGCAGUUUGUAGCAAACCGAUCUGCUUCAUUCGCGACCAGAUAAAUGAGAAG
This is a messenger RNA of Symbiodinium necroappetens, 289 nucleotides long. The record is from the annotation of a GenBank genome assembly. NCBI's taxonomy places the organism in Eukaryota, Dinophyceae, Suessiales, Symbiodiniaceae.